AUGGAGGACGAGAACGCCUCGAGACGACGCCGGAGUUCGUCUCGAGCCACGGCCAAUGGAGGACCACCGCGCCUUUACCGCCUGAAUUCCAACCAGAGCCAGUCCAGUAUCUUCGAAGAUGUCGAAAUGGCCCAAGAGGAGCUCUUCUCAGGGCCCGUGGCUGAAAGUCUCCCCACAAGUGUUUCUCACUUCUCGCAUCGUCGGCAUCGCGCCGACUCCACGACGAGCUUUGUAUACUACGAUGAAGAGGACGACGAAGAGCAGCAGCAGCAAUACUCUCCAGUAUUCGAAGCCGACUCGGAAUACAUGCGACGAAGUGUAAGCGACAUCGGCGAUAUAGAGUUUGGCAUAGAGGAUGGAGGGGAGGAUGAGGUCGACAUGGCCGAGGACGAUUCUGCAGAUCACGACUACGACGAUAGCAGGCCUGACGCGUACAUUAUGCGACGGCACUCAUCUACCGCGUCACGGACUUCGAUACAUGCGCCAUUUCUGCGGAGGGACAGCGCAUACACAGAGCGCAGCGGGCGGUUGACGGGCCGGACGAGUCAAAAGCUGUACAUGAAGAACGAAGACUUGACGAUUGCCAUCGCCGGGUUCAGUAACAGCGUGGUUGGAUAUGUUUUAUAUCUGGCCAUUUGCAUUCUGACAGGGGGGCUUGGUUUCCUGGCUCUGCGCUGGAUGCCACGAUGGUAUGUGGCUGUCGUGGGAAGGCCUUGUGCGUUGGCUACUUGCGACUGGGUUGUCAUUGAGAAUGAAUGGCAGGAAAUGUCCAUUCUCGACGUCAAGAUGCGGUCUUACGGUCGUCCUUUGUCGUCAGUUUUCGGACUUUCCGAGAAAAUGUUUGCGGAGGAUCUGGACGACGACAAUGAUCCCUUGAUCGAAGACCUACGUAUACUCGACUACCGCUAUGUCCGCCUAUGCUAUCAUCCGCUGAAGGACAAGUUUGUCCUGUCUUAUGGCUGGAAGGAUCCUGACUGGACUGACGUGCGAGUCGUUCGGGCGGGAUUGGAUACCGAUGAGAAGAGCAUUCGCGAAAUUCUGUUUGGCAGCAACCUCAUUGACAUUGAGCAGAAGUCCACGAGUAAGCUACUCGUUGACGAGGUCCUCCAUCCUUUCUACAUCUUCCAGACAGCGUCACUCACGUUAUGGUCGUUGGACUCGUACUAUUACUACGCAGCCUGCAUUUUCGUCAUCUCCGUCGGCAGCAUCGCUUCGACCUUGAUCGAAACUCGUGCGACUAUGAAACGCCUCCGCGAAAUCUCGCGGUUUGAAUGCGAUGUUCGGGUACUCCGAAAUGGGUUCUGGCGUUACAUUUCCUCAGGCGACCUGGUACCUGGCGACAUCUACGAAGUCAGCGACCCAAGCCUUACACAGUUCCCGACCGAUGGGCUACUUCUGAGCGGCGACUGUAUCGUCAAUGAAAGUAUGCUCACGGGCGAAUCUGUUCCCGUCUCCAAGAUACCUGCCAACGACGAGACGCUACGAGGCAUGGACUUGGGGGCAUCGUCUGUCUCUCCUGAGACGGCGCGUCACUUCCUUUUCUGUGGCACCAAAAUUGUGCGAACCCGCCGGCCGCAGGAGGAUCAAGACGGCGAUGCUGUCGCCUUGGCGCUUGUGGUUCGAACAGGCUUCAACACGACCAAAGGCGCUCUUGUACGAUCAAUGCUCUUUCCUAAGCCCUCCGGGUUCAGUUUCUAUCGGGACUCUUUCCGUUACAUUAGCGUCAUGGCCCUUAUUGCGAUACUCGGCUUCGUUGCCUCCUUCGUCAACUUUGUUCGGCUUGGCGUCGAAUGGCACGUUAUCAUUGUACGAGCCCUGGACCUCAUCACCAUCGUCGUGCCCCCUGCACUGCCUGCUACCCUGACUAUUGGUACCAACUUCGCUCUGGCCCGCCUGAAGGGUAGGAGCAUUUUCUGUAUCAGCCCUCAGCGGGUGAAUGUGGGCGGGAAACUUGACAUUAUGUGCUUCGACAAGACAGGUACAUUGACAGAGGAAGGCCUGGACGUACUUGGGGUGAGAGUGGUUUCCAAGACGACAAAUCGCUUCAGCGAAGUUAUUUCAGAGUCGCAGGCGCUGGUCCAGACUGAGGCUGACUCCGAUCCCGACCAUGCGCUGACGGCAGUAUUGCACACUAUGGCUACCUGCCAUUCGUUGCGCUCAGUCGACGGCGAACUUGUAGGCGACCCUCUAGACCAGAAGAUGUUCGAAUUCACCAAUUGGAAUUUUGAAGAGGGCAAGCAGAGUGCUGGGGAUGUCGACGACGAGGAGCAAGGAGGGCUUGCGCCAUCAAUUGCCCGCCCACCGGAUGGAUCAUUGCAGCUUGGCGUCGUCAAGUCUUUCGAAUUCGUUUCUCAGCUGCGACGGGCCAGUGUGAUCGUUCGUCACUUUGGCGCAAAGAGUGCUGAUAUCUACGUGAAAGGCGCCCCCGAGGCCAUGCGUGAGAUCUGUCGCUCAGAUACAUUUCCCGCUGACUACGAAGAGCGACUCUCGUAUUACACUCACAAGGGCUACCGUGUGAUCGGCUGUGCCACACGCCACCUCCCGAAGCUGACCUGGGUCAAAGCACAGAAGAUGACACGCCACGAUGUCGAAAGCGGGCUAGACUUUGUUGGGUUCAUCAUCUUCGAGAACAAACUCAAGCCGACAACAAAAGAAGUGAUUGAUGAACUAUCAGAGUCUAACAUUGGGACAGUCAUGAUCACAGGUGACAAUAUCCUCACGGCAAUCAGCGUUGCGCGUGAGUGCGCGCUCAUGGACCGACGUGCGCAUUGCUUCGUCCCUCGCUUUCUUGAGGGUGAUUGUCGGGACCCGCAAGCUGAGCUUCAAUGGGAGAGUAUCGACAACAGCGCCUACACGUUGGAUAGGAACACGUUGCUGCCUCUCCCUCCGUCACCAUCUGCCGACUCGACCUUGCCCUUUGAAAUCACUAAUCUUCGCGACUUCUCACUUGCUGUUACCGGCGACGUGUUUCGAUGGAUCGUCGACUAUGCCGCCCCCGAAACCCUACAGCGUAUGCUCAUUCGCGGUAAAGUCUUUGCCCGCAUGUCACCAGAUGAGAAGCACGAGCUAGUGGAGAAGUUGCAAAGCAUCGACUAUACCGUGGGCUUCUGCGGUGAUGGUGCCAACGACUGCGGUGCUCUGAAAGCUGCAGAUGUUGGGAUCUCACUUUCUGAAGCAGAAGCGUCUGUGGCGGCGCCUUUUACCUCGAGGGUCUUCGAUAUUCGUUGUGUGCUGGAGGUCAUCCGUGAAGGCCGUGCAGCGCUGGUCACGAGUUUCAGCUGCUUCGAGUACAUGAGUCUCUACUCUGCGAUUCAGUUCACCUCCGUCAGCUUUCUCUAUGCCAAGGCAUCCAAUCUCGGCGAUUUCCAAUUCUUAUUCAUCGACCUCGUCCUGAUCCUUCCGCUGGCCAUCUUCAUGGGCUGGUCUGGGCCUGCGCAGAAGCUUCACCGCAAGCGACCGACCGCGGACUUGGUGUCGCGUAAAGUCCUAAUACCAUUGCUUGGGUUGAUGGCUAUUUGCGUUGCCAUCCAAGCCGUGGCCUACGUUGCCGUGCGAGAGCAGCCUUGGUACAAGCCCCCAAAGCUGGAGCAUGAGGGCAGCAACAUCAAAAACUCAGAGAACACCGCACUGUUCCUUAUGUCGUGCUUCGAGUACACUUUUGCGGCGGUGAUACUCAAUGCUGGCCCGCCUUUCCGCGAUCGCGCCGCCAAAAAUUGGCCAUUCACUCUGACGGUGCUGCUCGCCUUGGCAGUGGUAUUGUACAUGGUGCUGGGACCGGCGCAUUGGUUGAAGAAGCUCAUGCAGCUAAGCUACAUGAGCUUCAGUUUUGAAUUGCUCCUCAUCGGGUUGGGGGUCCUGUUCUUGGGACUAGGGUGGACGUUUGAAACAAUGGUCGCCGGAAAUCUGGCUCGUGCCAUUGGCAGAUGGAAUCUGAAGUUGUCUGGGGCUGUGAAGCAAAGGAAGAAGUACAAGACCAUUGAGAACAGUAUGCGGAUUUAG
Messenger RNA from Emericellopsis cladophorae, 3999 nucleotides. RefSeq names its product cation-transporting ATPase -like protein. Gene Ontology annotation, molecular function: ATP binding; ATPase-coupled monoatomic cation transmembrane transporter activity; ATP hydrolysis activity. Gene Ontology annotation, cellular component: membrane. The record is from RefSeq and is a predicted model, not a curated record. Lineage: Eukaryota; Fungi; Ascomycota; Sordariomycetes; Hypocreales; Bionectriaceae. The transcript has 2 exons. Gene Ontology annotation, biological process: intracellular calcium ion homeostasis. Bases 1 to 3999 code for a protein of 1332 amino acids.